This is a messenger RNA of Cyclocybe aegerita, 3192 nucleotides long. The record is from the annotation of a GenBank genome assembly. NCBI's taxonomy places the organism in Eukaryota, Fungi, Basidiomycota, Agaricomycetes, Agaricales, Hemipholiotaceae.
AUGCUUGCCUCGCUGCUAUCCCCCACAUCUACCGCCAACAAUGCCCCAGAGUCAGGAAGGAUGUCCCAGCUGCUCCCCAGCGUCAAAUGCUCCACUUGUCACCAGCCAGUCCCUCUCUCAGAGCUCGGAGAACACACAUGUACCGCCCCGCCCCCAGUCCCAACCCUCCCAAAGCCCUCAAUCACACCAAUAGCUGCCACCGCCCUCCUCCCAGAACGUCUCCAAGGUCGAGUCGCUUCUCCUUCUGCGUCUUCACCACCUGCCGCGUUGUCGCCUCCGAGGAUGGAUUUCCCGCAACACCAGCGCAUGACUUCCUCCGCGAGCAGCAUUCGCCUCAGAAUAAACACCAGAAGUCCCAAUUCUCCGACGCAGCCCAGUUUCCAGAUGAAGCCCAGUCCGCUAUCGCGCACAGAGCCAGAGAGGUCGAACAUGAGCCCACCGCGUCCCAGGGAUAUCGGUCCAACAUCAUCCCCUCUCAACACGCGGCCGCCACCAGGCAAUCCCUUCCGUGCACGCACCCCAUCCAAUGCCGGCUCGACCCAUAACACACCUGCAACCGCUCGUCCACCGAUCUCCUUCAACCGCGACGCGACUCCAGUCCAAACCACCCCACCUCCCCUCAGGACCGGUUCCCCAUUUGUGAACAGUCCGAUACGAGGUCCAAGUCCGACAGGUCCCCUUCCCCCUCCGCCCGCGCAAGCCCUACCGCCGCCUCGUAGUGGUUCCCUUCCACCUGGCAGUGCUUUCCCUCCUCCGAAUCGUGGUCCUGGUUUCAAUGGUCCUCCACCUCCGGGUGCGAUGGGUAUGCCGCCUCGUCAAGGGAUACCAGGUAUGCCUCCGCCAAACGCAAUGGGUCCGAGAGUUAUGCGGCCACCAGCUGGAAGUAUCAGCAUGGGCCCAGCUGGCGGUCUUCCUCCCAAUAUCCGGCUGCCUCCUGCUGGGUCGCACCAGUCGUUCGUUCCUCCCGCCGAAAGAGGUAUCGAUACCAAAUCAGGUGGUGAAGCAGGGAUGGCAGGAGUGGGUAGAAGGGGCUUCGCAGCUGCCGCACGCGCCGCGAUGUUCGUGGCUCCAAGUGACAGACCUUUGGGCCCACAGCCGCAGUACAAUCGGAGACCCAAUGCCCCUCAGUUUCUUGACAUUGAUGCCGCAACUCGCUCUGCCAGCACCCCACCUUUAUCCGCAGGUUCUGGCUAUUCCUCACAUUCGCCUGGACCGACUUCUCCACUAGCACAAUCAGAGUUUGCACCACAGCCUACCAAGAUCCAAAGGACUCCAUCUCCGCCUGGCCCUUUUAUAUCAGCGUCAGCACAGCCGCUGCCCCCCAAACCGCCAUCACCGGCGCCACUCACAGCUGCAUCUAUAAACAUGUCUACGUCCUCUCCCAUCGUAAACCGCCUUCCUUUCUUCGAGAAAUUCAAGAACAAAAUACCCGGGAUCAGCCCUUCUGAACAGACGCCUCCUUCGAAUAUCUUAACCAACGACACUACUGCUACUGCUACUACUAAUAACGAUAUGGCAACAUCUAAUAUGACUCGGCCGCGCGCUGACACGUCAGCUUCGACGUCAUCUCGGGGACGGAGUGUGCCGCCUCCUCCUGAGCACUCGCGCACAAUGAGCUCCAGUACGACCGCCUCGCGACGGCUGAGAUCACAAUCGGCGACACGACGGCCUCCAUCGCCCAAUUACUCGGAAUCGGAAUACAGUGGACUCGCAUACGCGGACUCGACGGACUACGAAGACGACGCACCCCCGAAGAGACGCAAGGACUCGCCGCCCCCAGUUCCGCCGCUCAAAGAUGGCCUACCUGCCUCCAUCCUCCGCUCGGGGUCGAAUGCCUCUGGCACCAGCCGCAUACAGUUCGGUUCUGUAUCGGGGCGGUCGAACAGGAGCCUCGAACGACGAGACGACCGCACGGGCAUUCGGAUGGGACAUUCGCGUGAUGGGUCGGUGUCGUCGUACUCCUCGGUUUCGAGCGGUAGGGGUGAUGGUGGAAGAGAAGGAGGAGGGGCAGAUCUCGGCCGCUCGCGCUCAAACUCGUCAGCUAUUGCCCAGGCACUGGGGCUCUCGCAGGCCCUGCCGAGCGACUACUCGAGGCUCGGUGGACCCGGUGUGGUGGGUAGAGGAGCGAGGAGCGCCAGUGGGAGCAGCAGCGCCGGCCGGAGUGUGUAUUCGACAGGCAGAGGACCGGGUGGGCCUGGUGCUGUGUUGGAUGCUGACGAUGGGCGGCCAAAUGGCCUGGGGAAGAGCAACUCGACGGCAUCGGGCAAGCAGCGGGCGAUGGGCGACUCGGUCGACCUCCGAAGGAUGGACACAGUAUCGUCGAAGGCCUCCUCAUCCCGGCAACGACACGACUACGACCACGAGGAAGACGAGGACGGGUUCUUGCACCGGAGCAACACUGUGCAGGGCGUCGUCAACUCCCCAGACGUCAAGCCAAUCAAGCUGCCCAAGCUGCCUACGCGGUCGUUGACGAGUCCGCAAUUGGAGAGGGACAAGGCGCUCGGAGCGGAUGGGGCGAGGGUGAAGAAGGAGAGAGCGAAGAAGGUGAAGGUGUGCUUGAAGUGCCAGAAGACGAUCGAUAAUGGUCGUUGGGUGUCUGUGGAUAAUGGGGGCGUGCUGUGUGAGAAGUGCUGGAAGAACAUGUAUCUGCCCAAGUGUCGACGAUGCAAUUUGCCAAUUGAGAAGGCAGCUGUAUCGUCUUCGGAUGGGCAGCUUAAGGGCAAGUAUCAUCGAGACUGCUUUAACUGCCAUAUUUGCCACAAAUCAUUCCCUGAUAAAACAUUCUACGUAUACGACGGCAAGCCUCUAUGCGCCUACCACUACCACGAAGCAAACGACUCCCUCUGCGCCGCCGCACGAUGCGGGCAGCCUAUCGAGGGCCCGUGCGCCGUAUCACACACGGGCGACCGGUACCACCCCGAACACAUGACAUGCGAAUACCCAGGCUACCCCGAGUGCCGCGAACGACUGAACGAGUACUGGGAGGUCGACGGGCGGAUGCUGUGCGAGCGGCAUGCGCACAACGCGAGCAAGAACGGAAGCGACGAGGAGGCCGAUGAGCGGUGGGCAAUGAGCUCAAGAGCGAUGAAGCGCGUAACGCGGUUCAUUGACCUUGCCGGCACGGGUGGAUUUGGUGCGCCUGCUCCGGGUGGUGGAAGGCGAAAUAGCAUGGAAGAGAGCGGUUUGCUGUGA